UGUCUUGUAAAUAUUUAUGCCAAAUAUGACGUUACAUAUUCUUUUCAUUUUAUAUUUUUUUAACAGGUUACCAGUUGAACUCAAGUAUUACCAACCACCCGAAAUGCCAUAAAGAGAAAAUAUCAAAUCGGCGCUGAUAAAUUAUUCCACACAGAGGGAGAUGUAUAACAAACAUUCACGCUUGAACUAUCAAAUAAUUUCUCAUUAAACCAGUUUAUAUCUUGUCCAAUGAAACCAUCAAGCGGAAACAUAGAUUUUAUAUGCCAUUCUCUCUAAGAACCAGUCGCAAAGAUGUCUCACAAAACUCACCAAAUAGUUUUUGUUUAAUGAAAGCACAGAGAGCAGGAAAUUCAAAAGCCAUUAUUUCACAAUCACACGCAUCUUGUAUGUAUACACGCACACGUACGUUUAUACGUGAAUACAUCAAUCUCUGAUAUAUUUUUUUAAAAUUUCAACUGAUCAUAAAUUUUAAAUGAUGAAAAUCAGCGGAUUUAUUAAGCAUUAUUCGUCGUAUCAUUGGAUAUUAUGCUAUGUUACUUUCAUGACCGUUCUCCUGUUACACACAUUAAGAGUUGACCUCGGUAUCGCCUUUGCUUGUAUGCUGAAAACAUCCAACAGUUCACUUCAAGAACUUAAUCAUACCGGAAUAAAGGAAGAAUGUCCAGGGUCGGAGAAUCAUUUACCGAAUAAAACAUUUGAAGGCGAAUUCGAAUGGAGCAACUCUUUACAGUCCCAGAUGUUGGCUGGAUACUUUUAUGGAUAUACAGUGACUAAUAUAUUUGGUGGUAUGUUAGCCGACAAGUAUGGAAGUAAAAAUGUUCUGGGUUUUUCCAUUAUCUCGGCAUCUAUUUUGGCUCUGCUCCACCCAAGUUUGUCUAGAAUAAGUGGGUACUUUACCCUUGCCUUAAGGAUAUUAACGGGUUUGGUUUUAGGCCCUAUGGCCCCAUCAGUCCAGUCGUUGUGGGGACGUUGGGCACCACCCGAAGAGAGAAGCUCACUAGUUGCGUUUUCGUUUUCUGGCCAAACAUUAGGGACCAUUAUAUGCAUGUCGAUCUCAGGUUUCCUUUGUGAAUAUGGAUUUGACAACGGAUGGGGUUCUAUAUUUUACUUAUUCGGUGGAACAACGCUGCUGUUUAGUUGUGUGUGGUUUUGUGUUGUUUAUGAUAAUCCAGAUGACCACCCCAACAUCAACGAAGAAGAACGAGUAUAUUUAAACAAAAACAGAAAAGAUAAGAGUGAAGUAAAAAAUGUACCUUGGAGGAAAAUACUAUCUUCUUCCGCCAUUUGGGCCAUUACCGUUGCCCAUAUGAUCACCAGCUGGACAAAUACGGUCUUCCAGAUGUUGUUACCAUUAUAUAUGAAAGAUGUAUUAAACAUUGAUCCUUCGGCGAAUGGUUUAAUGUCUUCAACUCCGUCGUUAGGACAAUUCAUAUUUUUACCAUUAUCAGGAAAACUUGCAGAUGUUCUACGUUCAAAGAAUUAUCUGUCAACUCGUUCAGUCCGAGUAAUAUUCCAGUCUAUCUCUUUUAUUGGUUCAGCAUCUCUACUUGUAGCCAUCGGAUUUCUGAAAUGUGAUCAGACUAUUUUAAUAGGAAUUCUUUUAUUCCUCUCUGGCGUGACGACUGCAUUUUAUUCUGGCGGUUUCUUGGUAAACCAUAUCGACGUUGCUCCCAGAUAUGCUGGAGUUUUAUACGGAUUUACCAAUACAUUUGCAUCAAUAUGUAGUAUUUUAUGCCCCUUGGCGGUUAAAGCUCUUACACCAAACGGUACGCAGAAGGAAUGGCGAACAGUGUUGAUCAUGAGUGGUGCACUCUCGUUGUUUGCGGCAAUAAUUUAUGCGUUAUUUGCGAAAGGAAGUGAACAAGAGUGGGCUUACACUAAAGACAAUUCUUCGCAAAUUUCUGAAAAACUGGAAAAACCUUUAUUAAAAGAAAGUUGCUAAAAUUUGUUGUUUAAUCUGUUGAUACCCUGUUUAUUAUUCCCGGUUAAAUCUCGUUUUAACUUUAGGUAAAAUUAGUUGCCGGGGUUUCCGUUUGCGAAUACAUCCUGAGUCAUUACGUUAUCGCUCAACCAACUUCAAGAGUCGUUUUGCGCAUCCUGUCCGAAAUAUAAAAACACAUUCAUUUUUAAUUUCAUCUCCACAGAUUCUCUAUAGAGAUUAGAGCCAGCACUGAAAAUUAUGACCUUUCGUAUACGAAUAUAUAAACAAUGCGGUCGAAGAUGGAAAAAUAAGUAAUGGCUAUAUAAGCAUAAUUCAAGAGUUCUUACCCUUUCUUCAGCACCACAUCCACAUUAACCCUCUACAAACACAUUCUUUUC
This is a messenger RNA of Octopus sinensis (East Asian common octopus), 2319 nucleotides long. Its product is annotated as sialin-like. Gene Ontology annotation, molecular function: transmembrane transporter activity. Gene Ontology annotation, biological process: monoatomic anion transport; transmembrane transport. Bases 473 to 1942 code for a protein of 489 amino acids. The transcript has a single exon. NCBI's taxonomy places the organism in Eukaryota, Metazoa, Mollusca, Cephalopoda, Octopoda, Octopodidae. The record is from RefSeq and is a predicted model, not a curated record.